Messenger RNA from Theobroma cacao (cacao), 1950 nucleotides. It is a transcript of the gene PLPB, whose product is annotated as PAS/LOV protein B. NCBI's taxonomy places the organism in Eukaryota, Viridiplantae, Streptophyta, Magnoliopsida, Malvales, Malvaceae. The record is from RefSeq and is a predicted model, not a curated record. Gene Ontology annotation, cellular component: nucleus.
AUAAGCUUCACCAAUUGGCAACUCCCAAUCAUCACAAAAUACUUUCAAGCCUUUGUUUUCGAAUCAUCCACUUGACAAACAAAUGAUGGGCAUUGCUUAGUCAUCGUUGUUCAUUCGCUUCCAAGUUCCACUCCCUAAGAUAUUUUCCCAAUUUCCCACUUCUCACAGCCACAUCUCUCUACAGUCUCUCCUCUCCAUUUUCACCUCAGUGAGAUAUAGCUUGUCAGGAAUUGGUACUAGUAAUUAAGUUAAAGUUAAGACACCCUUCAACCUUCUCGUAGUAAUUUGUUAGAUUUUCAAGGUGCUCUGUUCUGGGAUUCCUCUGUUGUGUGCUUUUUCUUUGAUAUUUUUCAGUCUGGGAAUUCUUGCAAAGCUUUACAAAAGAAAAGAAUUGUUACCCACAUGGGAUUGGUUCCAAUUGGAAAACCCAGAAUCACAGACCUGGAAAAACAACAACAACAACGAAAAUGGAUUCAAAGUUGCGUUUAAUCCAACAAUCUCUCAACACCCGUUACUCCGAAUGGAUCCGCGAAGCUCUCGAUGAUUUACCAGACAAUUUCACCAUCACGGAUCCUUCGAUUUCAGGCCACCCAAUCGUUUUCGCCAGCCGCGGCUUCUUGAAAAUGUCGCGUUACUCACGAGAAGAAGUGAUUGGGCAAAAUGGGAAGAUAUUUCAGGGGCCGAAAACUAAUCCAAGGACGGUGAUGGAAAUAAGGGAAGCGAUUCGAGAAGAGAGGGGUGUUGAGGUCAGUUUGUUGAAUUACCGUAAAGAUGGUACGCCGUUUUGGAUGUUGUUUCAUAUGAGACCGGUUUUUGGGAAAGAAGACGGAAGGGUGAUUCAUUUCGUGGCGGUUCAGGUUCCGAUUUCGACGAAACAGAGGAGGAACGGAGGGGUGAGUUUGAGUGAGGAUGGGUCGGGUUUGAAUGAGGUUGUGUUUGGGUCUUGUAGGAAGGAAGUUGAUUCCGAUUCUUUGCUGGAAUUGCGUCGCGUUUUGUCCUUGGAUUCGGGUAGUAAAGUAUUAGAUAUCGAAGAGACAUGCAAGGCAAGUGAUUUUGAGGAGCGAAGGGCUGCAACGGCAUUUAACAAUAUCUUGUCUGUGCUAACCCACUGUAGUGAGUUGACCGGCAGAUUGGUCUGUGGGAAGAGAUGCAGUGUACCUGGGGCAGGCUACGUUAGUUCAUCACUAAAUAUAUCACUUGGUAGAAUCAAACAAAGCUUUGUACUAAUUGAUCCACAUUUACCUGACAUGCCUAUAGUUUAUGCAAGUGAUGCGUUCUUAAGAUUGACAGGCUAUGAUAGACAUGAAGUGUUGGGGCAUAAUUUUAGAGUCUUGAAUGGUGUUGAUACAGAUACUUCAACUCUACAUCAGAUAAAGGAAAGCAUUCAAACAGAACAAGCAUGCACAGUACGUAUCUUAAGUUACAGGAAGGACAAAAGCUCAUUUUGGAACUGUCUUCACUUAUCUCCUGUUCGUAAUGCCUCUGGCAAGAUAGCUUACUUUGUGGGCGUUCAGAUAGAGGAUGACUGUAAGAACCGGGAUGGACAUGGGCUGAGUCCUGAGAUGAGGCAACUUAGUGCUGUUGGUGCAGUGAAGGUUGCAGUGAGGACUUCAUCAAUAUCUGCUGGCUCCUCCAAGUCAUAGAUGGCUUCUGUAUUCUUUGCGGCUGUCAUAUAUCACUUACCAAACUCUUGAAAAUCCAGUCUCACAGUGCUUGUAAUCUCAUACUAGCUGAGAAUACUGUCUGUAAUCUCAUCUAGUAGCUGAAAUGUCAAAAUGUAAAAUGGGAGAAAAUUCUAAAUUUAGAAAAAAAAAAAAAAAGAGAAAGGGAAUAAUCAAAGUGGGAUUGUUACAGGGGUUUCCUCGGUAUAAUAGUUUUGGUGAAUAAGUUGUCUUGGCACUAAGCUCAGCUUUGUCAUUACAAAGAAAAUGCAAUGAUCCUAAUGUAAAA